GUCGGUCGAUGUAUUAGUUUUAAUUUUAAGUUUUAAUACCUGUCCUUACAUAUUUUUUAGUUUUUCAAAGUAUGCAAAUUUGUACUAAAAAACUUGGGGUUUCUACAUUUGUAUUACUAUUUUUUCACAUUUUUACCUCUAACUGUACCCCAAAUUAUAAUCAUGAUCAAACACAUUAUACGAAAAUUCACUACCAAUUUGAUCCCAGCACAAAUAGCAGCAAUUGUUUGGUUCUAGCGGAGGAAAUUCUGAAAAAAAGCUUACAUAUUGGAAACGUAUCUCGUUGGCAUGUUGAGAAAGUCUCAUAUCCGGCAGUUCGUGGUAAUUCGAUUGACGGGGAUUUUGAGAGUGACGAAUUUCUGGGAUCUCGACUCUUGGAAAUAUUUACUCCUCACGAAAGCACUGCCAUUGAAGAAGAGAGUCAUCCCACUCGGAAGGAGGUAGGGAAAUAUUGCGACUCGGUGAACUAUGUUGCUCACCAGAAGUAUGAAGCAUCGUCCCGAGGAAAGGGAAAGAGUUUGGAGGACAACAUCCUCAAGUUGGUGGACAACGGUCCAUCUUCGAACCGAAUCGACGUGGUAUUUAUGGGCGAUGGCUACACGGAGAAAGAGCGCCCCAAAUUCUUCGCCGAUAUUACUCGUCUCGUGGUGGAGACCUUUUACGCGUCCACUUUCUCCGAGUUUCUCCCCCUGCUCAACAUCUGGGCAAUUUUUACGCCUAGCACCGACUCGGGCAUCAGCUACCCAGGGAGACAAAAAAACACAACGUUUUCCCUCCAUCGGCCCACUUCUGGGGCCCCUCGCGGGAUUUAUGUCCGCAAGAAGAACGCUGCUCGGGCGACGUGUCGUCGACUUGGACCCUCCGCAUGCGAUUACCCAAUCAUCAUAGCCAAUGACGAGUAUUACGGCGGGAUUGGGGGCGAGUUUGCCGUCUCCACGUCAAGCCUCACUUCUGGCGCGAUGGUCCUUCGCCAUGAGCUGGGGCACAACUUUGCUCGAGUUGGGGAGGAGUACGAUGGGGGCGAGGUGUACAACGGGGUCAACAGCGCGUCUUCUCUGCAGAGCGUCGGGUGGAGGGCGUGGCUGGACAAGAAUUCAUCUUCUGGGGGUCGAGGAAGGGUUCGGGAGGAGAGAAUGGUGUACCGAAUUCUCGGCUUCCCCCAAAAUGACUUGGACAAGAGAGAGGUGUCCUACACUUUCCGGUCCAACGGGGCAUUUUCAGGAGGUGGUUGGAUUCUUAUAGUGACCUUGUCGGGCGCAGAGGAACCAGGGUCAGUCCAGUUCCUCCUGGACGGGGAGACCCUCCCGUGGACAUCACGUGGGACAAAGGACAAGUCGAUCUACUCGUGGACCAACACCACGCAUCCGCUCUCUCUCGGAAGACACACUCUCACAAUUUCCGCCACCGAUAAAGCCAUCAAAGACACGAGUCUGCCACUCCCUCACGAAACUCGCAUACCUCGUUCCAUCGGUUCCGUCCUCUUUUACGAGUUUGGAAAUCCAAACGAAUUUCAGCAGUCGGACGACGUAAUUUCUGCCUACCCAACGUGGAACGCGCAAGGAAGGAAAUCAUUCCGUCCAACGAACAAUGGCUGCCUCAUGAGGAACAUGAGUCACGACCAGUUGUGCAGUAUUUGCAAGGAAGAAAUAUGGCUCCAGUUUUUGCGAAGGGUGUCACUAAUUGAGGACAUAAUUAUUCUAAUUGGAGAAGGUGGCAACUCUACGACGACAAAAGUGACUUUGGAGAUAAUUGGAUUGGGCCAAUUUCGACGAGAGGAUCAGCGGAUUGAAGGGGAGCGGAUGGAAGUGCGGUGGGAGUUGGACGGCAAAGAACGGUUGGAGCUGAGAGAUCAGCUCGAUAUCGUCGCCACGCAAGGACAAAGAGAUUGGCAGGUCGUGGUUAAGCUCGUUACGCCCCGAGUGAGGCACGACCCACGAGCAAUCACUCUCCACAAAAGAAAGUUCUUUAUUCAAUGAGACCAAAUAAUGAUGCUGGGUUUUUUCCACACCAUGAGAAUAUGCUAUCUAAUUAACUAAACAAACAACUAUUUGCUAAUGAUUAUGAACGAUCCACGGAUUGAAAUUGUACAAUAAUCACGAGAUAUGUUGAAAUUGCAGCGAUAAUCUAAAAAAAAAUAUUUAAAACUGUACAUUUGUUAGGAAUUUGGAUUCAUUAAAAAUUUUAAAAAAUCUUUCUUACCGACAGCAA
This is a messenger RNA of Folsomia candida, 2208 nucleotides long. RefSeq lists its product as uncharacterized. Lineage: Eukaryota; Metazoa; Arthropoda; Collembola; Entomobryomorpha; Isotomidae. Gene Ontology annotation, molecular function: metallopeptidase activity. The record is from RefSeq and is a predicted model, not a curated record. Bases 72 to 1976 code for a protein of 634 amino acids. The transcript is spliced from 7 exons.